AAGGCAAAUAAACUAGAUAACUGAUUUUUCCAUAUAAUAAUUUAUUUUAAUUACUACAAGUUUUUAUAGUGCUUUAAAAUGUGUUCCUUAAUCUAUAUGUCGGUGCAGCGCUGCUUUUACGACAGAGUCGAGAUAAAUGAGUGAUGCCACGACCAAGCCCCGAACGCUGCGGCGCGUCCGAUCCAUCUACCAAGUCCACUACGGACUACCCAAGAUCGAACGAGAAACGGCCAGACCAUUAGUCAUGCCGUUCGACUCCGUGGAGAUACAGGCGUAUGAGAAACAAGUGGCUGGGCAUAGAGAGAGCUCGGAUGCAAGAUUCCUAGGCCUCCUCCAAUGCAACAACGGGACAAUCCUCAAACCCAUCAUCAAGGAAUGCCAGCGACGCGAGAUAGACUUCUACGAGCGACUAUCCACGACGAAAGACCCAGAUCUAAUAGAGCUGGGCACUUUAGUACCCAAGUAUUAUGGCUGUCGGCGGUUCACGUACAAUACUCAUGAGCAGGAGUAUAUUAUAUUGGAAGAUGUGGUGCAGAGGAUGCUGGAACCUUGUAUUAUGGAUGUUAAAAUUGGCAGAAGAACCUGGGACCAUCUAGCCUCAGUAGAGAAAAUCCAGAAGGAACAAACCAAAUACAAGCUGUGUAAAGAAGCAUACGGGUUCUGCAUACCCGGGUUCCAAGUGUACCGGCUGUCUACUGGGAAACUGCUGAAAUACAACAAGGACUAUGGGAAGCGAUUACAUGGACAGGCGGUUAAAGAAGCCAUCCGUAACUUCCUAAACGGCGUCGGCACCAGCCUCUGCCGCGCGCUGAUCCUCCAGUUCCUCACCACAUUAUGGAAGAUACAGAAAUGGGCCUCAAGGCAGACUUCAGUCAAGAUAUAUUCAUGUUCGUUGCUGCUCGCGUAUGAUGCCGCCAAGUUGAGGGACUGCUGCGGAGAGGGCGAUGUCCUCUCGCCCCGACCGAAGUGCCGCUCCGAGUCCGUGGGUCGCCGCAAGUCCAUACACUCCAUGCACAGCGACACCGGCUCCAACUUCAGCGGCCAGAUCUCAUCCAAGGGACCAGUAUAUAAGAAGGUAAACUCCGUACCCCUAACCUCAAUGCAACUAGCGCAGCGAAGCUUCUCGCCCCCUCCCACCGUCACCUCCCCCUGGAGCGAGGCGCUCGAAAAGAUCAACCACAAUCACUCCUUCGACCACAACUAUGAAGACAAACUGUCCAAAAUCAGGAUGAACUAUCGAGCCAUCUUGGACCAACUGUCCGGUGAUUCGCCAAACCCUGCCCAGUGGGGGACGGUCAAAAUAAUAGAUUUCGCGCAUGCGUUUUUUAAUGAAGAAGAUGAGAUGGCGGUGGAUGAGAAUUUUAGGGACGGAAUAGACAGUUUUGUGGAGAUUUUUGAGGCGUUUUUAAAGGAGACUGAUGAUCAAGUGUUUUAAGCUUUCAUAUGUGUGGUCGAAAAUCGUGGGUUCAAUUCAAACCUCCGUUGUGCUGUAUAGAGAGAAAAUAAUCGUUCUCGAAAAAAUGCAAAAAGAUUACUAAAAAUUCGGUCAGGGUCCUUAUCAUACAAGAGAUGGGCCGAAUAUGGACUUUGCCGAAUACGAAUAUUCGGCCGAAUAUUCAGUUGGGCUAAAAAACUGUCUAAAACGCUGAAAACAAGUUCAUUCGGGUCUGCGAUCUGCACUCCUCGUGUUUUUGACCUUUCCCCUCUGGACCGGCCGGGAAUGUUUAAGAAAAGAAACGGACCCGCCUCAUGCCUGACCGCGAAGUGCACCUGCGCCAGCUAGCGGACGCCCUUAAAAAAUAAUUUGUUUAUUCGGUAAAUAUUCGGCAGUUCGAACUAUUCGGCCGAAUACGAACAUUAAAAAUAUGCCGAAUACCGAAUAAUUACUGAAUAUUCGGCCCAUCUCUACAAGAGACCUUAAUCCUUUGACCACAAUUACGAAAACUAUAAAAGUUCAGAAUGAACUGUAUGUAUAUAGAGCCAUCUUAGAACAACUGUCCAGUGAUUCUCCAGACCCUACUCAAAGAAAGGUCAAAAUGGACUGUCCUAAAGGAUUUUCAACAUUGCAUGGUAAUAUUUUAAGGGUCUACCUAUGUACUUAACUUAGUAAUACAUAUGUAUGUUUAAUUCAAGAUUCCAGAGAUAGUUCGAAAAGUGUAUACAUGUUUAUGCAAUGACAAUGUAUUAACAGUAUAAGGGCCAGUUGCACCAUCCACACUUGACAGACUGAACAACGGCAAUCGGCCGUGAACUAUGAAACUUCCCAUACAAUAAAAUUUUGCGAACGCUUUAACGGUGACAGACAGUUUGGUGCAACCGACCCUAAUGCCAGAAU
This is a messenger RNA of Cydia splendana, 2335 nucleotides long. RefSeq names its product inositol polyphosphate multikinase (gene Ipk2). The transcript is spliced from 7 exons. The record is from RefSeq and is a predicted model, not a curated record. The coding region runs from base 137 to 1435 and encodes 432 amino acids. Gene Ontology annotation, cellular component: cytoplasm; nucleus. Gene Ontology annotation, biological process: inositol phosphate biosynthetic process. Gene Ontology annotation, molecular function: inositol-1,4,5-trisphosphate 3-kinase activity; inositol tetrakisphosphate kinase activity. NCBI's taxonomy places the organism in Eukaryota, Metazoa, Arthropoda, Insecta, Lepidoptera, Tortricidae.